Dichotomopilus funicola is the source of this 1272-nucleotide messenger RNA. RefSeq lists its product as uncharacterized. Bases 1 to 1272 code for a protein of 423 amino acids. The record is from RefSeq and is a predicted model, not a curated record. NCBI's taxonomy places the organism in Eukaryota, Fungi, Ascomycota, Sordariomycetes, Sordariales, Chaetomiaceae. The transcript has 6 exons.
AUGCUCGUCCGGCAGGUCUUCGCCAGUGUUCUGGCUGCCAUGGCCGCCGUCGGCGUGGCUGCUCAGCAAGGAGACGACGACUUCACAACACCACAGGAGGGUCUGCCUUCGCCUACCAGCACGCCCUCGCCGACGGGAGAAGGGGAUGGCCCUACGCCGACUGACUCGGCGGAGAGCGGGCCGGCAACGCAUACUAUUGCUGUGGGAGCGAACGGUCAUGUGUUUACACCGAAUCAUGCGACGGCCAAGGUUGGGGAUAUUGUUCAGUUCAACUUUUACCCUGCCGGUGACAAUCCGCAUCGUGUCGCUCGUGCUGCGUUUGGUUGGCCAUGCAUCCCAUACGAGAACGCCGCCAUCGACAAGCCGGGCUUUUACUCGGGCAUUAUUGCUCCCCAAGUUAUCAUGAACCCGCCCCCCUCCUACUCCGUCCGCGUCAACGACACCGAACCCAUCUUCUUCUACUGCGCCGCCCCCGGCUCCUGCAUCAACUACCACAUGGUCGGCGUCAUCAACCCCAACUCCACCCAAACCCUCGAAAAGCAGCUCGAAUUCGCCAACGAAGCCACCUACCAGCUCAUGCCCGGCGAACCCUUCCCCUCCGAAACCCCCGUGCCAACCCCGACCCCGGGAGCCGGGCCGCCCGACGACAACCACAACUCGAACGGCAGCGGUGGCGGAAGUGGACUAAGCGCGGGCGCAAUCGCGGGGAUCGCAAUCGGUGGCGCGGCCGUGUUGAUCCUGGGCGCCGUGGUGGUGUAUCUCUGUGGACGUCGAGGCGGGUUUGACAAGGCCUACCGCCGGUCUGCCCUACCCGGGGGCGGCGGUAACGGCGGUGCGGCAGCAGUCGCCGCUGCUGGCGCGACUGCGGGUGCAGCCGGUGCCAACGGCGACAACCGCUCGCCGAAUAUGGUCGAGGCGAACUACCCCAAGAGUCCCGGGCAGACGACCCUGUCCAGCUACGGAUCGCCGCAACCGGACGGGAUGGCGAGGAACUCGUUCUAUGCGGCCAAUGGCGGGGCAAACGGGGGGUAUCCGUAUCCUGGCCCGACGCCGUCGCCGGGACCGCAGCAGGGUGGUGGGUAUGGCCAUGCGGGGGUGUAUCCGUCUCCUUACUCCUCUCCGCGCGCCGAAGACCAUCACCAGCAUCAGCAGACACCUUUCCUGCAGCCUGCGCCCGUGGAACUGCCUUCGGGUGAUGCCCCGGCGCCGGCUCAAUCGCCUCCACCGGGGUACAUACAAAACAACCUCUACCGGCCGAGUGGGAAGCCGUGA